Messenger RNA from Eriocheir sinensis (Chinese mitten crab), 1195 nucleotides. It is a transcript of the gene mge, whose product is annotated as mitochondrial import receptor subunit TOM22 homolog. Gene Ontology annotation, cellular component: mitochondrial outer membrane. The transcript has 4 exons. NCBI's taxonomy places the organism in Eukaryota, Metazoa, Arthropoda, Malacostraca, Decapoda, Varunidae. The coding region runs from base 113 to 598 and encodes 161 amino acids. The record is from RefSeq and is a predicted model, not a curated record. Gene Ontology annotation, biological process: intracellular protein transport.
CGGCACCCAAGACCCAGCCCCAGCCCAGCCCAGCCCAGGCCCAGCAUCGUGGUGCAGCUCUCUGUCCUGCUUGACCCCGCUGACCUGACCUCCUGACCGUGUUCCAGGAGCCAUGGCGACCCUGAUCGAGCUCCCAGGGCGGGACAGCGGCGUGGCCAGCAGCGAGGUCACGCCGGAAAGCACGGAGGGCACGCAGGGCCCGGCCGAGCUGACCCUGGCGGCGAGGGUCGAGGCCAGCCCCGACCCCGAGGCCGAGCCCGAGCAGGACGAGGACGAGGACUUGGAUGAGAGUAUCAUUGAGCGCGUCUUGGGCCUGACGGAGAUGUUUCCCGAGAGGCUGCGAACCACCUGCUCGUCCACCCUGUCCAGCUCCCUCAACCUACUCAAAGGCACCUACGAGCUGAGCCGACAGGUGGUGUGGGUGGCGGUGAGCUCCUCUGUCAUCCUCUUCGCGCCUGUCAUGUUUGAACUGGAGAGACUGAACGUGGAGGAGAUGAUGAAGCAGGACAGGAACAGGCUUGUCCUUGGCCCUGGAUCAGCCAUGUCCGGGCCACCCCCCACCCCUGGCCUCAUGCCCCCCCCACCCCCGGCACGCUAAGGCAACCACCAUUACUACCACCACCACUGCUCCUCCUGGUAUGGCCCUCCACUACCACCACUACUACUACGAACAAGACCACUAUUACAGCUCUUCACCACCACCACCACCACCACCACUACCACUACCACAUCCCCCCCUCUACCCCCAAUACACUAAUACAAGUCACAUUCCUCCAAAAUCAAUGGUUAGUGAUGGAAGGUAGUCUGACCAAACUACUAACUUAUCGCCAUCAAGUUAGUAACCUAUCGCCACUCAGACUGACAUAUCGCCCUUAAAUUAAUAACUCAUCGCUGCUAGAUUGAUUACAGGCAUCCGUCGCUAUACGUUUUGGUUACGCUCAUAAAGAGAACAAUUGUAAAGUGAUUGAUCGUAUAGCACAGAGGUCCCCAACUACAGAAAAGGAGGCAGUUGAAGGGCAAAGGACAAUAACAGCAUCAAAAAAUGCUCCUCCAACAUGCGAUAAAAGAGCGAGAAUCCACAAGAGAGGUCAAUUAUUAAGUGGAGAAGUGUCUUGAUAAUUGCAGUCCCCCCCAAAGAGACUCAUUUUGCAUCUACUAACAUGAACACAAAUUUCCGAUAAUGAUGAUUAAAACG